AUACAAAAUAUAUAUAUAUUAAAUAAUGUGUAUUCGUCAUCACCGAUUCACAUACUAAUGUUAAUUACAAUUAAAAUUAAUUCAAGCGAGAAAAUUUUGUCUGAUUUAAUGCUUAGUGAUAAUCUGUGGCUAUGAUUCGAUUGAAUCAGACGAGUUUAAAAAUAAUCAGCAAAUUUAUGCAAAUAAAAUCACCAAAUAUAUUCAUAAAUACUAUAAAUUAGUGAAACAGAUUAAACGAAGAACUGUAAAAAAAGGAAUCGCCAAUAAAAUACGCAAUGGAUAGUGCUAUUGAGGUUAUUACCACUAGCGAUAUAAAUGGCGGGAAUACUGAGGUGGCGCGCAACGUUGAUGAUCCAGAAGUUGCUGCUACAGAGAUACAAAAGGUCGAUGAGGAAACAGUAGUACAGCAGAAAUUAGACGAACCAGCCAAAAUGGAGGAAGAGGUUAACGGGGAUGUCAAAAGUGGUAUUGGCAAAAAAAGUAUUACACCAGUAGCUAAAAGAAAACUUCGUAAAUUUAAAGCAAAUUCGACAAGUAAUGUUGAAAAUGAACCAGCUAAUAAAAAAAGAAAACUCUCAGACAGUGUUAUAUCUUCUGAAGAUUCUAUGGAUUUUACUGGGUUUGAUAAAAAUUCCACAAUAAUAGUAGAAGCUGCAUCAGCAAUCUUACAAAAACUUAUUGCCGAAGCAGAAGCUCUUGAUGCACAAGCAAUGAAACGUAUGAGACGGUCAGUAUCAAAAGGACCACGACAAACAACAGACAAUCACUCUGUAACGUCAAAUAUACCUGAUGCUAAUGAUCUAAAAAUGAGAUGGAAGGAUGACACUACGGAUAAUUUAGAUAAGAAAGAAUUUUAUAUUGAUUCUGAUUAUGAUUAUCUGAAAAAUAAAGAUACAACGCAUAAUACAUCAGUUUCUAUUAAAAGUCCCAUUGGGGUAAAUCGACAAAAGGGAUUAAAAAGUACAAAUUUUACUAGUAGUGGUAGUGCUACUUCUACCAGUAUAAUGAAACAAAAAUCUGUUGAUAUUACAAAUCCAUUAUUUAAAGAACCUUUCAAAUACGGUUGGAAAAGGGAACUUAUUUAUAAUAAAGGAGAUUUAGAAAAUUCUUCACAAAAAGCAAUAAAAGUUUUUUACAUUACACCAAAGGGUAACAAAAAAGUUUAUAAUCUCAAACAAGUUGCUGAACAUUUAAAUACGAAAGAGCUAACGAUAGAUAAUUUUACAUUCAUUCAGGAACCAAUAGGAAUAAAUGAUUCUGAAUGUGAAAUAAUUCGAGAAGAAGAUAUAGUAAGCACACCAGUUUUGACAGUUAGUUCAUCCGGAGGUAAAAAAGGAUCUGUAAGUAAAAGAGGAGGAAUGUCCAGAAGAGUGAUGAGUGGGAAAUUGCCAUCUGCAUCUUAUUCACCAACUCAUCCUGUUGUUAAAAGCUCUGGAAAAAUUAUUCAAAAUAAAACGAAUAUUUCUACUAAUUCAAAAGCUAAAGUCAUUGGCAGAAGAGGAACUUCUCAACAAAAGAAAGAUGUAUCACCGCCAAAAGAAUCGGAUAUAGUUACAUCCUGGAAUAACUCAUCGAGUCAACGACGUACUACAGUAAAAAAAUCAACAUCAUCAUAUAAAAUGAAGCAAUCACUCAAGACUAAAUUGCAAGAACCGUGUAGUAUACGAUGUUCAAUGAGUAUGGGUUUAAUACCCAGUCUUCAGUGUUGUGUCUGUCUUUGUCUUUAUCAUCCAGAAUGUGUUGAUCAUUUUGACGAAUCAGUAGUAGAAGAUUAUAUUUGCAAGAAUUGUCAUCAACAAGAAAAUGAAGAAACAAAAAAAUCGAAUAUUAUGACACCACCACCAUUAAUUCCAAUUAGUAUGAUUAAUACAUCGAAUUCUAAAUCGAGAUAUUCUUCUCAUGAAUCAAUAUCAAAAACUUCUGAAAAGUCAUCUAUAGAAGCAAGUAAUAAUUAUUCAAUUAGUAAUAAAGUUGAUAUUUCUGCACCAUGGUUAAGUUCAAGAGUAGGGACUGGUGGCAUAAGAGACUACAUUUCAGAUAAUUUUGAACCUAAACCAGCACAAAAUAUUGCUAUUUUAUCUGGUAAAAAAUACAUAGUAGUACCUAAAAAUAAUGCUGGAGCUGUUCAACCAGCAAUAACUGCUAAAACUGACAAAUCAAAUCAACCAAUACCGACAGCUUCUUUCAUGAAAGAUCAUUUUGAUAGAGAUAGUCUCAGUGCCGAUAAGAAUAGUUUACUUCAUCAACAACAACACCUACAACCACCCCAACAAUUGUCAGAAUUUCAAGAUAAAACAAUGGAAAAUAAAUCAGUAUUAAUAGAUAAUAGUAAUAAACAACAAGAAAUGACAGAAAAUAUUUUAACACAAGAUGCUUCAACUGUUGAGUCAUGUGUGGAUACUUUAGAAAAAAUACAUAAAGAAGUUAUUUCUUUAAAUACAACAAUAUUAUGUGAAGAUUUAAAUAUUGAUCACGAUCGAAUAAGUAAUGACGAAGUUUCAAAUUUAUCAAACUUACAAAAUACACAACAAUCAUUAAUAAAUGCUAAUUUGACAAUAACUCCAUUGCUAGUCGACAACAUGAAAAAAUCUGGUUUAGCAGAUCAACCACAACAGAUUGAUCAAAGGCAGUAUUUCAUGUCUACAGUUUGCGCUGGAUACAAUGCUUUAACAAGAAUAUUUCAAUAUCUCAAAGUACAAGAACUUCUUCGUGCUGCUCGUGUAUGUAAAAUGUGGAGAGAUGUAGCAGCUCAUCCAGCUUUAUGGAAAACUGUGAGGAUGAAAAAUAGUCAAGUAACUGAUUGGGAUGGUUUAGUUGCUUCAUUACAAAGACAUGGUACACAACAUUUAGAUCUACGAAAGAUGUUAAUUUCUGGAGAAUCAGAUAGUACGUGGAAAAAAUUUGUUUCUGUUAUACCAAAUGUUACAACAUUGGUAAAAUUAGAAUUAUGUAAAUGUCCAGUCAUGGUUGUCGAACAAGUCAUUAAAGCUUGUCCUCAACUUGAAGUACUCAGUUCUAUGACAAUAAAGUGUGAAUGGUUAAAUCUAGAAGCAGUGGGUAAUUUAACUCGGUGUCGAGAACUUAAAUUAAAAUCAAUAUCAGGAAUGUCAUUACAUGGAGAUUUGACACCUUUACAAAAUUUAACUCAAUUAACUCACCUAAGUUUAACAUCAGUAAAGGAAUUGGGAAAAAAGAAAAUUGAAGUUUUAGGUUCAUUAAUAAACUUAGAAACACUGGAAUUAGGAGAAUGUUCAGACUUUCCUUCCAAAUUCGGCACAGCUGUCUUAUGUAAACUUAUCAAAUUAGAACGCCUAAGACUUGAAAAGGGCCAAGGAACUUGCUGCACAUUUGAUAUUUUAAAUGGAGUAGCUAAACUAGAAAAAUUACAACAACUUGAGCUUGUUAAUUUUGAUGUUAAAAAUGGAUUUGAUAAACGUUUGGCAAGCUGUAAAAAUAUUAAACGUUUAUUGAUUAUACCAACUUAUAUAUCUCAAUCAGCAACAUCUAAUAAUAUGGUACUUGGUGGUGUUACGGAACUGUCAAACAGUCUUACUCAUUUUGUAUGGGGUGUCACAUUGGAAUUACUUAGAGUGACAGAGUUAUUUGUUGAUCAGUGUAAUCAAAUGAACAAACAGGUCUCUGGAGAUUCUAUACCAGUAUUGAAACCUGUUCCAUGUCUGAAAUUAAUUGAAAAUGUUGAACAAGAUGAAGUUCAAAAAGGUGAUGAAAAAUCAUUAAAUUUACCAACUCCUCAAGUUGAUAUUCUACCAUUACCGCAACUUCAAAAGUUAUUGUUAACAGCAUUACCGAAAACACGUGUCAAAAUAUUAAAAAUACCUUUCCAUGCCACUUGGAGACAAAGUAUCUCCGAUACUUCAUCACAAUCAUAGCAAAUUAAUAAAUAAUACACAAGUGUUUGUGACAAUUAAUUUUUCUACUACUGAGCCCAUGAAAAACUUGAAUUUCAAUUUUACACAUUUAUUUCAUAUAAUAAUAUUAAUUAUAGAAUUUAUUUGAGUAAUUUUAAUAAAAAUUUCAUUGAAAAAUAUAAA
Chelonus insularis is the source of this 4052-nucleotide messenger RNA. RefSeq lists its product as uncharacterized. The transcript has 9 exons. The record is from RefSeq and is a predicted model, not a curated record. NCBI's taxonomy places the organism in Eukaryota, Metazoa, Arthropoda, Insecta, Hymenoptera, Braconidae. Gene Ontology annotation, molecular function: DNA binding; protein binding. The coding region runs from base 276 to 3890 and encodes 1204 amino acids.